Molecule: messenger RNA, 1761 nt
Organism: Psilocybe cubensis
Lineage: Eukaryota; Fungi; Basidiomycota; Agaricomycetes; Agaricales; Agrocybaceae
Exons: 5
Coding region: 1-1761 (586 amino acids)
Biological process (GO): nucleotide-excision repair; double-strand break repair via homologous recombination; DNA replication
Cellular component (GO): site of double-strand break; chromosome, telomeric region; DNA replication factor A complex
Source: RefSeq, a predicted model, not a curated record
AUGAGUUUUACUUUUACAUCCACAUCUAAGCUGGACAAACGAAACUCUUUCCAAACAUCUACCGUCUACCUUACUCCAACGAAACGAAGACGGCUUACGUCUCAAGAUCCUCAAGUUGGAAGUUCGAUACAGGACAUCUACAAUUGGACGUUCCAUUCCGAUGCAGUUGCUAAAUGUUUUGUUGGUGAUAUCUUGGAGCUGAGACCCAGUAUGGAUCGAAAGUACGAUUUCUACUGGCUAAAAUCUGUGCCCUGUCGAAGCGUCAAGAUAGUAGGUAUGCUUGUAGGUAUACAGGUGUACGAGAAAAGGAUUCUUUACUCUGUCGACGAUGGAACGGGGGUGAUAGAUUGCUAUCAUGCCCUGCCCAGGCAGUAUACAGCACUUAAAGCUGAUAAACUAUUAAACUCUGAGAUAGUUCCACCAGCUCCGCCACCAAAGCCCAUUGCUACAAUUGGAUAUUGCUUGGAAGUCUCUGGUACUGUUCGCGAAUUUCACGAGACGCGACAAUUACAUGUCACAGAUAUUAAGGUCUGUUCAUCUCCAAACGAAGAACUUCUUCACUCGAAGGCCGUUCAGGCUCUUCAUACAUCGAUAUACCGAAACAGCGAACCCUUUAUUAUACCCAUCAGCCCUCAAAAAGCUAAAGCCCAGGUCACCCCGUCUAUCCUCUCAGAAAUUACGCCAUCUUCUGUAUCAUCAAGUCCCAUCAAGUCUCUCCAGGUUAAUUCCAAGAACAAGUCUCCCAUAAAACUGCGACACCCCUCACGACUACACUCCCAUGACCUCACCGAAAAUACGUUCCGCAUCUAUGUCAAACAUUUCAUGGAUAAUGCUCCCAUUACCAAAGGUUAUUCUAGUACUGAUGACGAUUUUGAUUCCCAUGCUGCACAUAUACCCUCGACACCUACCAAAUCCUACCGUGACGAUGACACUCCCCGUCAAUUUCACUCGGGCACAAACGUUACUAUUACUCCGAAGCCUCGGAUCGAACCUCUCAAUUAUGGGGUGAAUACACCUCUACAAUCAACAUGCAGUCGCGCACCACAGGAAAAACUACGCCAAGGAGUUACCUUGUCGUUUCUCCGCCGAGUCCCAGAGUUAUCCCUCUUGGCUGGAAGGGUUGUACAGGCAGUCGGUCGGAGACGAUUGAGAGAGGAGAAACAAAAACUGAAAGAUUCCGGUAUCAUUCCUUCACGUGCAGAGAAAGCUAGGAUAUUGGCACUUACCAGUAUUCCCUCGAACAAAUUUGCGGGCAAGAAAAAGCGACUCUUUCAAUGGGCUAUUAUACAAUUACUCAAGGAAGGAUGUCUGGUACAUUGGGAUGGACUAGUCUGUCCACUUCCAGAAACCCCUUACUUGGAAACUAGUCGCCUUUGGAAAACAAACAUCACCUCAUUUCUUAAUGACGACAGUAAUGUUUUCAGUACAACUGCUGGAUCCAUUGCUUCUGCUUCGACUGAAAAUUCGGGAGAUGACGGCACUUUGUCUGAUCCUGACCCUGACGAAGAGGCUUAUAUCUCCCUAACUGCUGAUUUACUGGCUGAGCAUGUUGAAGCUGCCAUUAAAACACUCGUAGAUCAUUACGAGAAAAACGGCAAACCUUACAUCGGUGCGACGAAGGACGGCAUCCUUAGCGUCUUGCGGAAGGACGAUAGAUGGCGUCACGUUGGGGAGUGGAAUGUACAAGAUGCCCUUGAGCUCUUACAUGGAGAAGGGAAGGUCUGGGCUAUGAAGAAUGGAAGGUGGGACCUCACAGAAUAA